AUGGACCCUGGCGCUCGGAUAACUCCUGAACUGCUGAGCUGGGUGCAGACAGCCUUGGCGCGAGAGCUCCAGGCGUUAGAGCGAGGCCACCAAGCUGUCAUCGAGCACCUUCAGCACCUUCAGACGAUGCAAUUGGGAUCGCUCGGAGAGAAGCCCCCUGAAGUCUCUGAGCCGGAGAAGGGUCCAAUCGGGCUGGUUGACCACGAGCCUUCGGAGAUUUUCCAAUCUCAUAUGAGCAUUGAAAGCGAUAAACAGAGCACAGCUACAGUUACAAAGGACAACAGGCGCUUCACAAGAAGCCCAUCUUCGUUGAAAGACUCUUUAACUCUGGAUGACGGGCCCGAGAAGCCCUUCUGGCAUCCAGACCGUUUUGUCAAGUCGUGCGGUUUCGAGGUCUUUUUCUCCUUCCUGAUCUUUCUCCAGGCUUUGAGCAUGGCGAUAGAAGUGCAGUACACGGGCCUGCAGUGGGGUUACGAGCUCAACUAUGAGGGAUAUGCUCUUCCCGCUUUGGAGGCAUGGCCGGGAAUACCGGCCUUCUUGCAGACUGUUGAGAUGUUCUUUGGGUGUUUCUUUCUAGUGGAGGCGGUGCUCAAGGCCUGCGGCCUUGGAAGGGAGUUCCUAUGUGAUCCGUGGAACUGGUUUGACUCAUCACUGGUGGUUCUAUGGCUUGUUGACACACUUCUGACGAACCUCCCGAUUGAGACACCAUUCUUGAGGUUGAUUCGCUUGAUGAGACUUAUUCGACUCGUGAAGCUCGUACGCUUCGUGCAGGGCUUUGACUCCCUCAUUGUGAUGACAACAUCCUUGCAGCACUCUGUCAAUGCACUCCUGUGGGUCGCGGUGAUCAUGAUGAUGGUUCAGCUGCUGUUCGCACUUCUGCUCAACCAAGUUCUGAUGACCUUUGUUACAAGUUCCUUCUUCAACUUCUCCGCGGAGGACCAGGUCAAGCUGUUUGAGUACUUCGGCACAUUUCCAAGAUCCAUGCUGACCAUGUUCCAAAUGACUUUGGGCACUUGGGUUCCCGUUGCCCGGAUCUUGCAAGAAGUCGUCAGCCCAGCAUUCAACAUCUUCACCAUCCUACACAAGGUGACCGUCGGGUUCGCCUGCAUAGGAGUGAUAAACGGCGUAUUCAUGCAAGAAACGAUGAAAGUGGCCCAGUCAGACGACGUCAUUAUGAUGCGGGACGUGGCCAGGAAGGAGAAGAUUCACAGCAAGAAGAUGCACAGCUUUUUCCAGUACACGAACCGCUCGGGCUCCGAGAUCACCAGGGCAGAAUGGAAUGCUGUCAUGGCAAAUCCUGGUGCCCGACACUGGUUUGCGGCGCAGGGCCUCCCAAUGCAUGACCCUGAUCUUGUUUUCGACCUCCUUGAUCAAGACCGCAGUGAGUGUGUCACGAUGGAUGAGCUCCUCCGCGGGGUGUCUCAACUGCAGGGUGCGGCAAGGAGCAUGGACUUGGCGUGCCUCGCUGACAGUAACCGGCAACUCCUGUCGAGCGUGAAAGCGCUAAGACUGGCUCAAGAAGGCAAACCUGAGGGUGGUCAAACAAAGCGGUCGAAGUCGAAGGAAGCCGCGACAGUUCGCUUUGGGGAGCCCGACAUUGCUGUGUCGAGGCUCUAG
Messenger RNA from Symbiodinium natans, 1617 nucleotides. The record is from the annotation of a GenBank genome assembly. NCBI's taxonomy places the organism in Eukaryota, Dinophyceae, Suessiales, Symbiodiniaceae.